Monopterus albus (swamp eel) is the source of this 2499-nucleotide messenger RNA. It is a transcript of the gene blzf1, whose product is annotated as basic leucine zipper nuclear factor 1. Gene Ontology annotation, cellular component: Golgi membrane. The coding region runs from base 157 to 1377 and encodes 406 amino acids. The record is from RefSeq and is a predicted model, not a curated record. The transcript is spliced from 7 exons. Lineage: Eukaryota; Metazoa; Chordata; Actinopteri; Synbranchiformes; Synbranchidae. Gene Ontology annotation, biological process: Golgi to plasma membrane protein transport; Golgi organization.
UCUUCUUGACUCUAUCCGCCGGUGACCAAAGAAAAGAAAACGGAUUGCCGUUUACAUUAGUCGAGGGUGUUGGAGCCAUUGUUAUCCAGCCAGACGAAGAGUCACAGGGGUUUCAUCUAAACUACAGACCUCAUUUCAGCUAAUACCACCUCAAUCAUGACUGCUGCUGUGAGAGGUUCUGCCUAUGUCCCUAUCCGAGGUGCUGGUGAUGGCAUGGAAACUGAAAAACCACUAGCAACCCUGGAAGUAAACACAGAUGCACUGCAACCAGGUCCAUCUGCAGUUCCUCUCCUGAAAGAGGCUAGCUCCAAACACAGCCCAAAAUCGACCCGUCCCGCUCCCCCUGCUACCCCCCAGCCUCUUGGGGUGCUUCACCUGGGCAAGUUGAGUCGAGAGACCUGCACAGAGGUGGAGGCUGUGAGAAUUGUCAUCCCGCGUGCUGCUAUCAGCAGAAGCUCACGGACAGGACCUGCUGAAGGGAAAGGGGAGGCGGGGCAACAGGCUGAGGAGCAGGGCUCUCCCCCACGACCUCUGGUGGAGGACUGGAGAGGACAGCUGGAGAAGCUGCAGAACUCUGAACGCAGGCUGCUGCAGGACAAGGAAGGGCUUUCCAAUCAGCUCCGGGUGCAGAUAGAGGUGAACCGUGAGCUAAAGAAACUGCUGGUGGCAUCGAUGGGCGACGACCUUCAGUACCACUUUGAGCGUCUGGCACGGGAAAAGAACCAGCUGAUUCUGGAGAAUGAGGCUCUAGGGCAGAAUCUGGCACACACGGUAGAGCAGCUGGAGCGAAUGAGUAUCCAGUGUGACGUUUGGAGGAGCAAGUUCCUGGCCAGCCGAGUCAUGGCAGAGGAGCUGACAAAUGCCAGAGCAGCUCUGCAGAGACAGACCAGAGAGGCACAAGGAGCGAUUCAGGACCUGCUGUUAGAGAGAGAAGAGUUCUCCAGGGACAUGCUGCUCACUCACAGAUCUCUGGAGCAGCUCCUGGUGUCUCUGCAGUGGGGUAGACAGCAGACGUACUACCCCAGUGCACAGCCUCUGAGCACAGGAGAGCUGGCAGCAGCCAAUCACAAGCUUGCAGACUCCAUCAACUCCCACCUGCUGGGCAACACCAGCAGCAGCAACAUGGUGAAAAGCAGCAGUACAACAGCUGAACAGCUCUGCAGCACACCGGCUGAGAAAAUGGCUGAGAAGGUGCUGAAGAUUUUAGAUCCAAUUUCCUAUUCAGAAAACAAGGCAGAUCCUCCACUCAGUGACUCCACCCCCUCGAACUUUCUCGGCAAUAAGAAGAGCAUUGGCAGGUUUCAUCCGUAUACCCGCUAUGAGAACAUUACUUUUAACUGCUGUGAGCGCUGCACUGGAGACAUCCUGGUUCUGUAGAGGUCAAAAAGCAGAAAAAUGUCCCCAUCUGAUGCCAGUGCAUCAUUGGAGCUUAUUUCAAGGGUCUGAACAGCAGCUCUGUGUUAAGCCACUUCUUUAGUCAACACUAAAAGAUGGCUUCUUAACCAGACAUUUUCUGUCUGCUACACACCUCAGGGAAUAGCAGCCCUGGUUGUUGAUUUCCAAUUUCAGAUAACUGUUUUAAGUUUGAUCAUCCUACUAUUUAUUUUGUUCUUUAACUUGGAAAAAAGUUAAAUGAGAAACUGGAGUUGUUUGGUCAGGAAUCAUGAUGUGAUAGCAAUCAAAACUGUGUAAUUCAGAAUCAUUUCAGCGCGGUUUAAACCAUGGGAAAAUGCUGUUUUUGUGUUGGGAUGUGAGGUCAAAAGGAGUCAGUAUUACAUAGUGAACAGACACAAUUUAACAUCUGCUUAUUCGAACUUGAAGCUUGUUUUAUUUACAUAUUUCUAUAUCCAUGAUUAAAGGCUGCACGUCUGUUGUGGAAAUGCCUUCCAGGAAGUUAACAGAUAGAGCUAAUUGCACUGUGAGUGUACACUAACAAAAUAGUGAGCCUUUUAUACUGUAGGGGUCUCCCACUCUCCUCAGUGUGAUGGUGCUAUCUUAUGCUGUAAAGCAUUAUAAUAUACAUUCAGUAUUUUGGAAGUGGAUUUACAGUACAGAGUGUUAUUGUGCAGUGCCCAGCCUCCAUGCACAUGUUUGGUGUUUUCUGUUAUUUGCAAAUAGUUUGAAUUUUUUUUUCUAAACUUUUCCAAAGAGUUUAAAUAGUUAGUUUUUCUUGAAUCAUGUCAUAUUCAUUUGGGUGAUGUUUUUUGUAGUUCAUUAUUUUAAAAUGAUUUAACUUUUUUUGGGCAACAGAGUACACUGCUAUGAAAUGACUAAUAAUACAUUGCACAUACUUUUUUGUAGUUUUCUAAAACCAAGCUGGACGAUAUUUUGUGUGUAUGGAAAAGUGAUGGUGAGUAUAAUUUACAAUUGAUGUAAACCAUAAAAAUAUUUAUUAAUCAUAAAUCAAAGACCAAAGUAGUUUCUACCUUUUUUUUCUUACAUCUUGUUCUUGUCCUGUUAGAAGUGUACAAUAAAACUGAGCGCACCCCUGUGCAUUAU